Arachis stenosperma is the source of this 2107-nucleotide messenger RNA. RefSeq lists its product as uncharacterized. NCBI's taxonomy places the organism in Eukaryota, Viridiplantae, Streptophyta, Magnoliopsida, Fabales, Fabaceae. The record is from RefSeq and is a predicted model, not a curated record. Bases 824 to 1960 code for a protein of 378 amino acids. The transcript is spliced from 11 exons.
CAAUUUCCCAAACAAUUUGGCAAUGCAAAAAGCUCUUUCUUCCCGCGAAAUCUAUUUUCCCACCUCGCUAACACCCUUUUCUGCUCCCACUCUCCUGAUAUAGUAACUGCUUCAUUCUUCAUUGUUCACCUUUCUUCAUUGAUUGCUGCUGCUAUUCGCGGUUGUGCCAUUGCAACUGCCGUUCGUAUCUUGCUGCUAUUAGCGUUUCGAUUGCUGCUGCUGUUGGCAUUCCGGUUCCUGCUCCUAUUGGUGUUUGCGUUUGUGUUGCUACUGAUGUUCGUGUUCCAUUGCUGCUGAUGUUCACGUUCUUAGUGUGCAGCUGUUCUUCCAUAAAAAAAGGUCUCAUUGACAAAUAUACAAGGGCAGACAUCCUUACAUUGGACAAGAAAAAACAACUCCUGAAAUUGAUCACACAUAUUGAUUGAUUGCUGCUGCUAAUCACGGUUGUGCCCCUGCUACUCGCGUUCGUGUUGCUGCUGCUGUUCGUGUUCGCGUUCGGGUUUGGAUUUGUGUUGCUGCUGCUGUUCGCGUUCCAUUGCUGCUGCUAUUGGCGUUCAUAGUUGUAGCUGUGCUUCUAUGCAAAGUAUCUGAGUAGUUGAUUUGGCAUACUUGUUGCUCCUAUAUCACUGAUACAUUCGGAUCUAAACCACACUAUUCAGUUGAUUCCUUUUAUAAGUGUAAACGGUUUACUAAUCCCCUAAGAUCAGCUCCUCAACCUGAAAACGGUUUUGAUCAAACUAACGACGAGGUAUUUCACAAUUCACCUACGGAUAUCUCACCACCUAAUCAUGAUUCAGCAAUACAAAGCAAUCCGGAUAGUAAUAUGGAUCAUUCACUGCCUAACCAAGGAUCCCAAGAACAUACUAGGCCCUUUGGUGGACGUCAAUCUUCUGAAUAUUGGACCGUGGAGACAGUAGGCACAGAUGGAACUAUUAAGACUAGAAGGCUAAAAGUUAAAGAAAUGGAUAACUUAUCUAGAGAUGAGCAAGUUGUUGUGAACUUUGAAGAUGAACAAGCUAUUGGAGAAGCCCAAGGUUUGCUUGCUGGAUAUCUAGGAACAUUGGCAGUUGAUUGUAAGUUAUUUCCAAUCAAUUUCUCAAAGUGGUCAGGACCUUUAGGCAUACCUCGAUCUAGAUUUGAAGAGUGUUUUAGUAACUUGCUGAAGCCAAAAUUUCAUUUCAAAAUUUCUGAGGGCAUUGCAAAGCGAUAUUGCAAAUUGAGCCUUGCAAAAAAGUGGUCACAACAUAGAAUUAAGUUAUGGAAAGAGUUCUAUGAUCCAUGCAUGAGUAGACAAUGGGCAUCUUUUAUUCAGUAUCGGUUUCUACCUUCUACAAUGGAGAUGUGUAGGAGAAAUAAGGAAGCUCGCAAGAAGCAAACAAUUCCCCAUACUGGUGGCUCGAAACCCAUCUCAAGGAAAAGACAUGAAAUAUUUUUAGAAACUGGUCGAAAAAUUAGCCGUGGAGAAAUGUACAUAGAAACUCAUAAGAAGAGAGAUGGGUCGUUUGUGACUGAUGAAGCAAGGGAUAUAGCAGAACAAAUUGAAGUACUUAUGACUCAAAAUGAGAAAGAUGAAUCUAGACCAUCUACAAAUGAUGCUAUUGGAAAAGUGUUUGGGGAGGAGCAUUCUGGUAGGGUGCGAUGCAUGGGAAUGGGAGCAACACCUACUAAUACUUUCAGAAAUGGCAAUCAUCCUAGCCAGUUAGCUAAUUCUUCAACUUCAAUGUCAUCUACUACAAAUUACUCCCAAGCUGAUUUUAAGCGUUUGGAGUCUAAAUUUGAUGGGACAUUAGCUGCAUUCAAGGCUUAUUUUCUUGCUAAAGAAGGAAGAAUUCCUGUUGAACUUACUAGUAUAUUUGACCAUGGAACUCAGGCUAAUGAUAUUGAGAACGAAACUAUUACACCGACAACAGGAAGAACAUCAUCAGGAGCAAGCAAUGAAAAUCGUGAAGACAUUGUUUAGUAUUGUUUUAAAGAUUGAUUAGUUGUUUAUUGUUCCACCUUUGUUAGGGUAUUAUGUUACAUUUUUUUAUUAAACAAACUUAUUCAAGUAGAGAACUCAUUAGUGGUAGUUGUGAGUUUAUAUUAUUUUAGCUUAUUUAAUUUUUAG